GGUAGCGCCGGUGCUUAUCGCUUUUCCGGAAGCGCGGGAGUCUUGGUUUUUGCAGGCUUGGCUUAGGCAGCUGUACGGUAGUACCGUUAAAGGCUUCGUUUCCCUGAGACUUUACGGCCAUUUGAGGCGACAUGGCUCCGGGCGAGAGAGGAACAGGCGGUGGCAGUGGAGGGGCCGCUGCUACCUCAGGCUGCCCGUAGGGAGGGAGCCUGAAGGUCCUCUCCGUCGUUUGGGCCUGUGCUUACUUCUUUUGCAGUGAUACUGCCUACAGCGAAGAUGAGCUCAGUCUGGGUCACCUCUUUCGAGAAGAAGCAUCUCUGGAUGUAUCUGCAGGCGCUCGGUUUCGAGCCAGGCCCGGCCACCGUUGCCUGCGGAAAGAUCGUGUCGCACACGCACCUCGGAGUGAACAUGUUUGACAAGUUGAACCGUGAUGCCUUUCAAAUCGUUUCUUAUUUUUUGUUCCAAACACUGGACCAGUCUCUCACCAAAGAAGUUUUCAAGCUUUGUUGGCCUCCAUUUGACCAAAAGAGUGACACUGAAUUCCGGAAACAUUGCUAUGAAUGGUUAAAAAAGAUUUCUGUGGAAUGUGGAGGGAGCUUUCCUCAAGUUGUUGGUUCACUAUUUCUUUCUCCUGGUGGUCCUAAGUUUAUUCAUCUGAUGUAUCAUUUUGCAAGAUUUGUUGCAAUAAAAUAUAUAAAAACCCAUUCUAAAAAGUCUUCUAUACGUUUUACAGAGACAUUUAAUGUAAAGCCACAAGAUAUGCACAAAUGCAUUGCCAGAUGCCAUGUAGCACGUAAUAGAUUUUUACACGUUUUGCAAAGAGAAGACUGCAUUACCCAAAAGUAUCAAGAAAAUGCACAGUUGUCAGUUAAACAGGUACGAAAUUUGAGAUCAGAAUGUAUGGAACUGCAAAACCAAAUAAAAAAAAUGGAACCCUAUGAUGACCAAAGUAAUCUGCAAGAGAAAAUCCAGAAGGUUCGGUCUUUGUGGGCUUCAGUGAACGAAACACUCAUGUAUUUGGAAAAAGAAAGAGAAGUUGUUAAUGCAGUCCUUAAUCUUGUUAACCAAUAUACUUUAGAUGGAACUAACGUUGCUAUCAAUAUUCCAAGUCUCUUACUUGACAAAAUAGAGAAACAAAUGUGUCAGGUAAGCAUCUAUACACCUAAGCAACAAAACCAAGAAAGUGAUUGCAGGAGGGCCAGUGAUAUACCGGGAACUGUAUAUGAUCUAGGCAACAGACCUGCUUCUUCACAGCCAGUUUCAUCAUCGGAUACAAAUGGUGUUAGAUUACUUGAGAAGGAUGUGAAGACACGGACUCCCAGAGAAGGAAAUGAAGCACCUUCUAAGAAGACGCCAAAAUUUGAAAUGGAAGACUCUCUGUCAUCAACUACUGCAAGGAGUACAGAGAAUACUGCAUUUGCAGAGUCUCUGCCAGCUAAAAAUAGGGAUCCCUUCCAAAAAGAGCAAGAUCAUCUGGUAGAAGAGGUUGCAAGGGCGGUUUUAUCUGAUUCACCACAGCCCUCUAAAGGAAAAGAAGUAAAAUUAGAGGAACUAUUUGAUUCUCUAGUGUCUAACCCAUUCUUAACAAGGAACCAAAUUCCCCGAACGCCAGAAAACUUGAUAAGUGAAAUUAGGAGCUCAUGGAGAAAAGCUGUCGAAAUGGAAGAUAACAGAAGUACAGAACCAAUUCAGGUGGAUACUGAACAGAGAGAAGUAUUGCCCGAAUCCUUACCUGUGUUACAUAAUCCAAGAGAAAUUAGCAGGACCAGCUUUCUCUCAGCAAACACAGUAUCCAAUUCUAGCCAUUCCCAUUUGCCUGAAGAGAAAGUUGUUUCAGAUUGCCUCAAGUGUGUGCCUCAGAAACGUUUGGUGACCAGUCACAUAGGUGGACCGUCAACACAAAAUCAGUCAGAUUUGUUAAGUAAGAAAUUAAUGCGCAAGCAAGGUUUGGAGUGUGCGGCGUUACAGAACAAGCUUUUAGAAACGAGCCAAACAGAGACAGUCUCCCCUGCUGUAGGUAAUAGGAGAGUUGUGUUGGGUGGCAGUGAAGAGGAGUCUUCUCUGGACCACUUGCAAGCUUCUUACAAGGAACCUUUCAUGCAUAAAAGUAUGUUAUGGGACUCUUUUCAAAUAUCAAGUGGAACUAGUUCCAGGAGUUUAAAGGAUAUUGAUUUUGGCAUAUUACAUGAAACCUUUCCAGAAGAAGUUGGUAACUUAAGUCUUAAUAGCUCCAGUAGUACAGAGGCCAAUUUUAAACUGGAGCCAAACAGUCCUAUGCACAGUGGCAUUUUUCCAGAAGAUGUGGGAGAAAGACCAACUACUCCAGAAUCAGACUGUAAUUUACAGGCUAUUUGUUGUAGAUAUGAGGCUCUGAAAAAAUCUCUAUCCAAGAAAAGGGAAGAAAGUGACCUCUCUAAUCCUGAAACACUUGAAGGACACAAACCAGAAUUGAGCCCUAUUCCCACAAACAUGCAAACAGAUGACAUGCUUGACUUUUUGGGCACUCAUGAUUUGCACGUUGACUAUACAAAACCAUCUUUACGCAUGUCCCUUGGUGAAAGAAAACGGUCUCUUUCACCACUAAUUAAGUUUUCUCCAGUGGAACAAAGAUUGAAAACCGCAAUACCAUGUAGUCUUGGAGAACUUCUACCUAAUUUAAAAGAAGAAGAAAUCUUGACUAAGAGCCUUGAUACAAAUGAAUUUCCGUCAGACUUGAGGAGAUGAAGCAGGAGCCCAAUUAAUUUAACUAUGAUGUACUUACAUUUCAAGCAGUGUCACAGGAUAAAAACGAAUUUAUAAUUUAAAUACAUGUUGGAAGUAUAACUCUUUCAAGGUCUGAAAAAUCCUAAAUAAUGCUUUUAGCAAACAUUAGUUUUUAGGUAGAGAGUAUGUUUGGAUUUUCUCUUUGUAUGGAUCUGGGGUUCAAAUGUGAAGUAUUUGGGAAGCAGACAUCAAGUUUUGUGAAGCCAUUUUGGUUCCUCGAAUAAUGUGUAAGCAUUAAGUAAAUAGCAAAGUAUUAGUUUAAUUUAUUAUAAUUUCAGUUGAUUAACAAAACGAGUGGUUUUUGAUAUACUUUUAUUAACUGGUUAACAUAAUAACCAUUGAAUACUGAUCUUUCAUUUUAGGGAAAUACAUAACUUUUAUUGUUUCUUUAUGGAACAUUAUAGUACUAACCAAAAAAAAGAGAAAAGUAGUACCUUGGGACAUGUAGUCAAGGUGAGAAAAGUUUAAGUUUGGGAAAGCUCUAAACAGGCUUAAUGAUUAUUUAAGUAGUAGGUUGGUCCUGGAAAAUGUUCGAUGGAAUACAGUGUAUGUGAUGAUAAGUGAAGACUGGGGUAGAGUGAAUUUAGAAAAAAGGAAAAAGAUGGAAGAUGAUUAGACACUUUUAAGGAACACUGUCAAACUAUAAAUCCAUUCAAUGGGUUGUACAGCAGAUUUAUAUUUAGUCUAAUUUAGACUGAGAAUUUAACCCUAGUUUUAUAUUUUAACAGAAAAAAAUGUAAAUUAAAAAUUUAUUAGUUUCUGUUUACUGUUGUUGGUUUAUUUGGGGGGGCAUGGUUUUAAGGGAAAGCAGCUAAUUUUUAUUGUUUUACUUUCCUUUUCAAAAACCAUCAGUAUGUCACAGGCUAUGAGUAGCUUCAGAAUAACUUGAGAAAAUUGAAUUUGGGGUAUUUGGGUCAGUGUCACAGUUAAGUCAGUGGUGAAGCUAGGAUUUGACCCUAUUUUCCUUCCUUAAUAUAUCACGGGACCUUCUAGAAGUAACUAAAGGGCCAGGGUAAAGCAUAUGGCCACAUGAGUUGGCCUCCUAUUGAUCUUGUGGACUGAAUGGGAGUCAGAGGUGAGGCCUCUUGUACAGUAACAUGCCUCACUCUCUCUGACCCCUGGCUGAGAAAAUGGCUUGUCUCUACCAUCCAGGUGUAUACAUGCCAUCGCCCUCUGUGAACCAGGAGCAAUGAGCAUGCACUGGAAAGGUGAUAGCGCCUGCGGUACCCCUCUGUCCAGCCCCAGUUAUUAACCAUCAAAACCUUGUCCAUUUGUCAAGAAACCAGUAAGGAGAGGAGAGAAGUUGGAAGGGGAGAGUUCUGGAGGUGGAUGGGCUUAAUUGUUCAUCUCUCUUCAUUCGUUUUGGGCUUUCACUAAGUUGUUUGAUCCCAGUUUGAAGACCAGUCUUUUUGUGACAAAAGACUGAAGAAAAGCACAUACAACUCCCUUAUUUGCAGUGGGGGAAAAAAAGAGGAAGAGCAGUUUCUCUUAGGGUGCUAUAUUCCUUUAUUAGUUAAUACAACAAAUCAGGGACUGGGAACAAAUCAGAUCUGGGAAACUAUCCUCUAGUCUGCCGUAAGAAAACCCACUAACCUGUAAAUCCAAAAUUAACAUAUUAGGGAGGAGGUAGGGCUAUUAGCACCAAAACGUGCCAGGGCCAUUUCUAGACAUUAAUACAUAUUGUUUCAUUUAACUUCAUAACUCUACUGUAAGAUAGUUGUGAUUAUACCUAUUUUACAGUGAUACUGCAGCUAGGAGCUUAAAUGACUUGUCUAAGGUGGACUCAAGGAAUCAUCUGGGAUACGUCCUAAAAAUUGUAGAUUAUGUAGGUCUAAAAUGGGGAUUAAGAAUCUACAUUUUAAAUAUGCUUCUCUGGUAAUUCUUAGGGUCAAUAAAAAGACUGAGAAUCAUCCUGGGGGAUAUAGAGUCACAUUUAGCCCUGGAGUAUCUUCAAGAAGCAAGUAUAUUAUUACAUAUGUACUGCUUUAGGGGUUAAUUGAUAAGGAAGCCCAAGUUCGCCAUUAAGGGUGGGAGGCCCUUAAUUCCUGAGAAUCAAAAGAUCAAAAUGUCUCUGGACAAUAUGGAUUGACAAAAACCACAUUGUUAAGUGAGUCAUACCUGGAAUAGGUUGGGAGUUUUGGCAUUCUUUCUUGUCCUUUAUAUGCCAGUAGUAUUAACAAAAAUCUCUCUGAUCUAUCAUUUUCUCCUAAACCUUUGUGAUUAUGACCUAACUGCCUUUAAGCUCUUUCCUCUCCAGUAUUGCUUGCAUAGCUACCCUUUGACUUUAAGGGACUAUUUUGAUCACUUGGUUUAAAAUUCCAUUAAUGGUUUAUUGCUAAUUCCAGAAGAGAGUUAAAAUUUAAAGGCACAUUAUGUCCCCUAUGUGGAUUCCUCUAUUCCCCUUCCACUGUUGUUUACCAUUUUUUUACUGAACUGCUUUGAUGAGAGUGGUUCUUUAGAAAUCUUAAUUCACGAUUACAGCUGCCCUUUAAGGCUCAGACCAAAUGUCACUUCCACCUUGAAGUCCUAAUCUGUCCCUUCCAUUCCGUUGAUUUAGCCCUUCUCUAAAAUCUGUAGUUUAUCUUUUAUUCAUUUAGUAUUUUUCACUUAGUGCUUUUAUCAUAUUUUUUCAUGGUUGUAUGUGAUCUUUCCAGUCAUACCGAGGAUAUACAUAUGGACACACAUACCUUUGGAGACGUAGGAGGUGUGUGUUCACACAGAAAUAUCCUCAAGGGCCAUGGAUCAUUUUUAGCAAAUACUUACGUAUGGAAUUGUUUUCUUUGCCCUUUUUGUGAUGGGAUUAAAAUAAUGGUAGAGGGCUACUUCAUUGCUGUAAAUGUACUUUUUCUCAUUACAUUCAUCGCAGAUUAUACGGAAUGUACCUCAUUUUAUUCACUAUUUGUAAGAUAAAGGUGUAAACUGACUUUUGUGUCAACUUAAAACUUCAGUAACGAAUGACAGAAUGUCCUAAUUGUUUUAAAUGUUUAAAGAGGACGCGAGCAUGUAAUAUUUAACAUGAAAAAUGUUACCAAGUGGAUUAAAGAGUAUUUGAGGCUAAAAAAAACAACAGCAACAAAACAUUUUGGGGGAAUUUAACUGAAAAAAAUACAAGUAUUUUGAAACCAUUCUUUACCAUGAUUUAUGAAGUCAGUUUUAUCUAAGGGAAAAAAACAGGAAUUCUUGAGAACUUUAUAAAGGAAACCUUAUUUUUUUCCUACUCUUAGAAUUCUAAAUUAAACAAAAUAAAUGUUUAAGGACAUUUUCCUUAAUGUAAAAGUACUUACAAAGGUAAAAUUCUUUCAUAUUAUCUUGCAGAUCCAUAGUUUCUUUCUCCUUAGGCACUGUGCAAGUCAAUCCACAUGCUAUAUUUAAAAUAUUUGUGAGUCCUCUAUGGGACUAUUUGUAAAUAUGUCCUAUUUACUAUAGACUUGAAUAAACAUACAAUAGUAUA
Molecule: messenger RNA, 6214 nt
Organism: Ailuropoda melanoleuca (giant panda)
Lineage: Eukaryota; Metazoa; Chordata; Mammalia; Carnivora; Ursidae
Gene: HAUS6
Product: HAUS augmin like complex subunit 6
Exons: 14
Coding region: 277-2724 (815 amino acids)
Biological process (GO): spindle assembly
Cellular component (GO): mitotic spindle microtubule; HAUS complex
Molecular function (GO): microtubule binding
Source: RefSeq, a predicted model, not a curated record